Molecule: messenger RNA, 510 nt
Organism: Colletotrichum higginsianum IMI 349063
Lineage: Eukaryota; Fungi; Ascomycota; Sordariomycetes; Glomerellales; Glomerellaceae
Exons: 3
Coding region: 1-510 (169 amino acids)
Source: RefSeq, a predicted model, not a curated record
AUGCUCCGGGUCGUUGUUUUGGCAACCAAGGAGGAGGUGGUGGAAGAGGAGGAUUCUACGAUGGUGGUCACCGCGGAGAUGGUGAGCAAGAAGAGACGGGCAUGCUUCACCCAUCGAUGUGCCCGCCGGGACCAAGUUCUGGGCCGUCCUCUACAUCCUCCACUGUACAACGUUCGACUCUGGCGCAUCAAAAGUUUCGGCGUCAUUCUUGGCGACUACAGGGAACAACAGUGUGUAGGGACAGAGAGAGACUGGGAGAGUACAUACAACAGUAGACAGAACCUUCUCGGGAGUUCGCCUGGAGCUGCUUGCCAAGGGCAAAAGCGCAUGGAGGUUGUAGAGUACGACACCCAAAAGCAGACGUGCGACGAACGUGUUCCUGGCGAGGGUGAUCCAGGCACAAGUGCUCUCUGCAUCAUGUAUUGCCUUGCUGUCCAGGGUACUCGUGCGCCUGCAUCUCGACCUACCGCAGACGAUCUGGGCAUCGGGCUGCGGUACCAGACGGGUUAG